This is a messenger RNA of Camellia sinensis, 1091 nucleotides long. Lineage: Eukaryota; Viridiplantae; Streptophyta; Magnoliopsida; Ericales; Theaceae. The record is from RefSeq and is a predicted model, not a curated record.
AAAAAAUUGACUAUCCCUCUAGUAGCUUAAGGUAGAAGAGUUGGUGGUUAAUAAUUCAGCAUGGAUAAUGUAUAUAUGCAUGUGUAUAGAUUGUGCAACAUGUACAUGGGUUUCUAUGUUUCUUCUUUUAUCUUGUUUGUUUUUGAUUAGGUUUGAUUUGUGAAUUGUGUUUUAUGACGUGAUUUUGUAGAGUUCUGAGAAGCCGUAGUGUUGGAGAGUAUUGUUGGCAGGGAUUUUCUGCUAAGGGGUAGAUAUUGACACAAAGAAGGAUGGCAACAUUUGAACUCUAUCGUAGGUCCACCAUUGGCAUGUGCUUGACCGAAACAUUGGAUGAGAUGGUUUCGAAUGGGAUUAUGAGUCCUGAACUUGCUAUCCAAGUCCUUGUUCAGUUUGACAAGUCAAUGACUGAAGCUCUGGAAGCCCAAGUUAAGAGCAAGGUGACCAUUAAGGGGCAUCUGCACACCUACAGAUUCUGUGACAAUGUUUGGACGUUCAUCCUACAAGGUGCAUCAUUCAAGACUGAGGAAAGCCAGGAAACUGUUGGUCAGGUUAAGAUCGUGGCAUGUGACUCAAAGCUGCUCACGCAAUGAGAUUCCACAGAUUAACGGAACAGUGUGUCCAAAAAAGGAGAGUCAGUUUAUUAUUCUCAUGGUAGCAGAAGUGGAUAAAGCGAAGAAAAUGGAGGUUAGUCAGAACAAGUUUCAGUUGCAGACGUUGCGGGAAGAAUGAAGACAAUUCAUAGAACCCAUCAACACCCGACUGACAACUACUAUUAUCUGAUGGAUGUUGCUCGGAUCAUGGAUUAAUUUCUUCAGUAUAUAAAGUUUUCGUUAUAAAUUUUGAUACAUUGCCCUGUAGCUUGAGAAUCUGUUAUGGACUCUCCAUUUCAUCAUGAGAAGCUAUGUUUGGUCAUGGUUUCUGACCUAGUAACUUGUUUGUAGUGCACCAUUUUCACGAUAGAUUGCUUAAGAAAGGCCAAGGCCGAAUAGAGCAAGGCUUAGAAAAAGCUUGGUCCAUGUUCUGUGCAAAAACUUCCAUUAUUUUUCUGUUUCUUGCUGAUUUUGGUAUGAAAGCUAAGAUUUUUUUGGACA